AUGUCACUUUUUCCCUGGGCUCUUUGCCCCAUGCCCCCUCCCCUCCGUGGCACGAACCGAACCACGCCUCGUUCGUUUCUUUCCUACUUAGGUAACAUCAUCUGCAUCAUCGCCCCUUGCGUACCUUACAGAAAGAAAAUAAGGAAGGAGGGGGGUCAUCGGGGGUUAGGAAGGGGGGGAAACUGCAAGGGAUGCUGA
Colletotrichum tamarilloi is the source of this 198-nucleotide messenger RNA. RefSeq lists its product as uncharacterized. The record is from RefSeq and is a predicted model, not a curated record. NCBI's taxonomy places the organism in Eukaryota, Fungi, Ascomycota, Sordariomycetes, Glomerellales, Glomerellaceae. The transcript has 2 exons. Bases 1 to 198 code for a protein of 65 amino acids.